Molecule: messenger RNA, 423 nt
Organism: Adineta steineri
Lineage: Eukaryota; Metazoa; Rotifera; Eurotatoria; Adinetida; Adinetidae
Source: the annotation of a GenBank genome assembly
AUGGCAGGACAAUUUAUUGAUACAUUUUGGCGAAAAUCAUUUAUCGGAGAUUUACGUCGAGCUAGAAAAAUCUCUGAGAAUGAAAAUCAAUGGUCAUUAAUGUAUGACGGCAAAACUCAUCAAUUUCAAUAUGUUUGGUUACAAGGACUUUGUAUUAAGAUCGAUAAAAAUGCGGAUUUAAUGAUUAUUGAAGAUGCUACAGGGCAAGCUGAACUACAAAAAUGUUCUCGUGCCGUAGAUGCUUGGUCAACAAAUGAAGGUGAUUAUUUAAUGACUGCUGGAAAAUUACUUAAUACAAAUUCAUCUGAUCGUAUAAUUGUUGAUACAUAUAAAAUUCAAUGUUUUAAAACUCUAUCGAAACAAGAAAUUAAUUGGCCAUUUGAAGUAGUUGAUAUUAGUCAACGUGUUUAUCAUUACUAUUAG